UUUUCCCCCUCGGCUCAGCUCGACUUAUUGUUCUACUUAAUCCACUCGACGUGUCAGUCGACGAAGAAACUCUCGUCAGUGACGUUUUCAUUUCUUGCGGUCUCUUUCGCUUUUCGAGAUGCGCGAGAAAAUGGCACGAAUGAUUCUGGAAUUGUGUCGAGCAGAGUGUCGACACGGAUUCAUUACGACGGCUACAAGGUCGUCAGGUCGGUGGCUUUGACCCCGAAUCAACUGCUGGGGCUCUGGGAUUUGACCUGGGAAACGGAUUUUGAUUUCUGGUCAUUUCCGACUUCUAUGUUCUUGCCGGUGGAUAUUGUGGUAGCACCGGAAAAUUAUGAACGUCUCAGGACGGAAUUGAAACAAAGGACGACUGUGUCCCAAACUAGUCGACCAACUUAUGUCUACUACACCUUUCCUGGGAAAAGGACGCACGCUAGGGAAUGGAUCACGGUGUCGACCGUGAUGUACUUCGUCGAAGAAUUGGCAAAACUGAGUCUGACGGACACUUUGCGAGCCAAUUUCGAUUGGCACAUCGUGCCAGUGGUGAAUCCCGACGGAUACGAGUACACGCACAUCACUGACAGAUUCUGGCGCAAAAACAGGGCUCCGAUUACAGGGGUUCGAGUCCGGAGAAGUGUUGAGACGGGAAAGUAUCAAGUGACGACCCCCGAGGACUCAGAUCCGCAAUUUGCCAAAAAUUGGGAAAGCCAGCUGAAUCAUGGAACCAACUUCAGAGUGAAUCGGUCAAAUGGUCAUGACUUCCAAUCAACUUCUGAAUCCUCUAAACUGAAGACAACAAAAUCAAUAUUUGACGGACAAGGCGAACAAGAAGUGACAAAAUUUUGCGUUGGGACGGACCUGAACAGGAACUGGGGUUACUACUGGGGCAAAAUCGGGGUUGAUUGGAACCCAUGCAGUUACACAUUUCCUGGAAGGUCGGCGUUUUCUGAAAAAGAAACCCAGGCUAUGAGGGAUGCUUUGGAGCCCGUGGCAAAAAGAACACAAUUGUACAUUUCUUAUCACAGCUACGGAGAAAUGAUUUUGCUCCCUUGGGGUUACUCUUACUUGGUUCCCGGGAAUUUUCAAGAUAUGAAGGAUAAAGCCAGGAUCUAUUCCGGAAAAAUGAAAACCAACUACAAAGUUGGCUCUGGAACUUGGAUUUUGUACCCUGCGGCUGGUGUCACCAUGGAUUGGGCAAAAUCCAAAGGAAUUCAGUAUGUCUUCACCUUUGAACUAUCUCCUGGAAGAUUCAUGUCAGUGCCUGGAUUUGCUAUACCAUCCACCGAAAUUACCCGAGUUGGCUCUGAAAACUGGGAUGGCUUGAAGGCUUUAGCGGAGGAAUUGACAAGAACUAAUCAUUCCGAAUGUGCUGUAAAAAAGGAAAUGAAUUGGGGAUACGAGAUCAAGGCUCGAACUAUUCCCCCUCAGAAUGUGUUGCAAAAAUUGCGAUUUCGGGAAAUUCAUUGGAGUGCGCGGAGACGGUCGAUUUCAAACCUAGCGACAGAGUUCUACAAAUCGGUGUAUCCGAACUUUUCUGUGGUGAACGUCGCAAAGCCUCCGACGUUUCUGAGGAAAUUUUCUCUUGAUGGACGCUAUAUGAUAGGAUAUGCAGUGGAAGGAAAUUAUCUCGAAAUUUACCGCUACAACGGCCCCUGUGCCGCAGCGGAUUUCAUGGCCCGGUCUCACUUUUGUAAUGACCCGCAAGGAACAGAGGAAAGUAUUUUGUUGGACGCCUUGGAUGAACGUCGUCGUGUGUUCAGUUUGUAUUUCACAUUAAAGCAUCGUAUCCACAUUGGUGACGCGGAUUAUCAACUCAGUCGGGAAUGUUGCCUUUUCACUCCGAACAACAAGUAUGUGAUCGUCGCUUCUUUCUGCACGCUGGUCGACCGUAAUCCGUUCAUGUUUGACAUGUAUCGCUCGAAUGAGAGUCCUACGAAUUUGGUUCCACUCGAAAAUAUUUUCAUUGACAUGGUGGAACUCGAAACCGGGAUGAUCACGGAUAGAAUUACCUUCAUCGCCGACAAGAUAAUGUUGGUCAACAAUGGUGGAUUGCAUAUCUUUGAUGAUACAUUUUCUGUUUUGUCGCUGCAACAACAAGUGGUUCAUAUUUUCAAGAUCACGGAUCAUGGGUCUUUCGUGCCUGUGAGGAAAAUUGGAAGGUUUUGCUUUGAUGAUGACGAACUACUGAUUGGUUCAGUGCUUCCCAGAGAAGAUCGGUAUCCGUUUGAAGAAAAAUGCUUUGGUGCGCUCAAGCAACGGAUUUUAGCGCACUUAUUCCUUCAAGCAAAAACGCGGGAAGAGAAGCGAAAUUUCGCACGCGAUUUUGACCUGUAUGCCAGUCUGAGAAUGUGGAAAGUGCAGCUGUUGGAUGCGAAUCAUCUCCUGAUCAAAUAUGCUUCUGAAUCCAUUGUUACCAUACGAAGAGCUGAUGGUCCUCCUCACGCACCGAAUACUUAUCCAAUUUUUUUCGUGAUCUAUGAAAUGACACAAGCGAAAGUUCUGGGGGUUUAUGAGAAUUCUUCUCCCGAACUGUUGUCAUUAUUUGAGCAGUACUCGGAUUUCUUCUAUUGCACACAUCUGGUUGCUUCUCCGAACACAAGCGUUGCGGCAAGGAAAAUUCACCAGCGCUGCAAGCAAACCAUGACCAGUGCAAAGUACGGUGGUUCAUCUGAAGCCACGAAACGCCUUCUGUCCCUGUUACCGAUCGGAGCUCAGUCGCAUUUGAUAACUCCGUAUUUGGAUGUGGACCUGUUUAGUUAUGACGAAAAAUAUAUUUCACAGUUGGACAGACCGAAAGCCAUUCCGGAUUCGCCAGUGAGGUUUUAUGGUCGGGAUUCGCAAUUGUUGAAGUUCAAAAUUCACACAGGACUUCCGCGGGGAACGCAUUCUGCGCAGUUUUCCACCUCGAGAAGACCAGUGGCAUUUUUGUUCCAUCCGUAUGAUCCGUUUGCAGUGUCUGUGCAGCGGACAAACGUGGAUUAUGUGCCGUUUUUGUUGAUCGACACCGGAAACAGGGAAGCGCUUCUUCAAGUUAUGUCUCGAUCAAUGCUGGUAAAAUUUUGCCUAGAACUUUGGGCUGAUGCGCCAUCUUUGGAUGUGUUGAAAAAGGACUUACUAUCGGAGAAAAUGACGGAUUAUUUUGCGCCGUACGAACAUAAAAGCUUCCGAAUGGUCGUGGACUCUUACGGAAAAGCCAUGUUGAACCGCGAUAAGUUGGCGAAAAUUGACAUUGCCAACGGCCAGCGGAAAAAAUUAUGGUCUUUCAAUCUGAAGGAACGAAUUUAUAUCGGGAAUACGUCCAUGGAAUGCACUUCUGCGUUCAUCAUGUCGAAUCUUGCGAAAGUUCGUGAUGGAGACGUCGUUUUUGACCCAUUUGUUGGAACAGCUUCAAUUUUGAUAAGUGCUGCUCAAUUCGGAGCAUCUGUUGUGGGAGCAGACAUGGAUUUUCUCACGUUGCACGCUCAAUCGAAGCCGACGCGGGCUGAGAAAUCGAGAGAUUUAAACAAGUCGGAACGAAGAAGGAGACAGCGUGGCGAGAACGAGAGCAUCCUUGCAAAUUUUCAGCAAUACGGAUUGACGUCAAAAUUCAUGGACGUCGUUUUGGCCGAUGCGAAUCAGAGCCCGUGGCGAUCUGAUCUUAAAUUCGAUGCGAUUUUGACUGAUCCACCGUAUGGAAUUCGGGAAGGAACGAAGAAAAUUGGACCCAGGAAACGAGACGUGGAGAUGACUGAGGAACAGAUCAAACGUUAUAUUCCGACAAGAAUACCGUAUGAAUUAUCAAACAUCUACUCUGAUCUCAUCGACCGAAGUGCUCAUCAGUUGGUUGUCGGCGGACGAUUAGUCUUCUGGAUCCCAGUGAUUUUAGAUUCCUAUUCCGAAGAUAUGGUUCCGAAACAUCCUUGUUUCAAUUUAAUCGCCAGUUGCGAGCAAGUCCUUACUGGUCAUUCAGGAAGAAGAUUGAUUGUGAUGGAGAAAGUUCGAGAACCGGUGGGAAACGAAAAGGCCACUGUUCCAGAGAUGGAGGAUUUCGCGAAGCGUUAUUUUGCGGGCAAAGUGAAACUGUACGUGAAAUACUUCGGAUUGUUGAAGAGUGUCGGAGUUGAGCCAGAACAAUGGCUAGAAAUGCGGAAAAGGCGAUUGAAUUCUGGACAACCCUUGCUCGCUGGAGAGCAGCGCAAUUGGGUGAAGACAAGAACGAGAGAAGACCUUACCUUGCCUCAAUGGUCAGCAACGUCAAAGAAGCAGAAAAAUGGCGUGUGCAAAUCAUCAGAGAGAUCUCAAAAAAGGUUUCGCAAAUCCAGAACGAAGUAUCCCUUGCUUGACUUAAUUUCAAUCAUUCCCGCAGCUGGAUUGGGCGAAUUCAAAAUCCGCGACUUGAACGACGAGAUAAACAAGCUAUUGAGAGAAAAGCGGCAUUGGGAAAUCCGGAUCGUGGAGCUGGGAGGUCCCAACUACCGCCGUUUCGGUCCGCGAAUGCUGGACCACGAAGGACGCGAAGUACCCGGAAACCGUGGCUACAAGUACUUCGGUGCAGCUCGGGACCUUCCCGGGGUUCGCGAGUUGUUUGAACAAGAACCUCCGCCACCACCGAGAAAAACCCGAGCGGACUUGAUGAAGGAAGUGGACGCGGAUUACUACGGGUACCGAGAUGACGACGAUGGGGUUCUGGUUCCCUUGGAACGCGAGGCUGAGAUGAAAGCCGUGCAAGCCGUUAUGGAGGAGUGGAAGGCCAAGGGAGUGGAAGUUCGUGACAAGCUGGAAUUUGAUCCGGAAAGAGAAAUGGAUAUCGGAGAGGGCAGAACGAUUGUGCAUGUACUUGUGCCAACUCAAAAAGAUAUCGAGCUGGGUUUGCUGAAUAGAAGAAAGCGUGAAUUGCUCGCGGAAUAUGUUGAUGAUGAUCUUGAUGACGAUGAUGGAGGAGGUGGUGAUGAUCAAGAAGAAGCAGGGGAGAAAACGAUUGUCAGUGAUGCGAAUAUGGAAGAAGCAUAA
Notodromas monacha is the source of this 4989-nucleotide messenger RNA. The record is from the annotation of a GenBank genome assembly. Lineage: Eukaryota; Metazoa; Arthropoda; Ostracoda; Podocopida; Cyprididae.